UUAACAGACUAUUUGCAAAUAAUCCGCAAAUAACCCACAUAAUAUAGGUUAUUUUAAAAUCCCAAUAAGUAACCCGCAGAAUGGGUUGUAAGCUUAUAACCCACCCCGCGAUGCGGAUAACUUAUGGAUAUCCGCAACCCACAGGUUAUUUUUGCGCAGCCUAAUCAGAGAAUGUCUCCGAUAAUGAGAGGUCGUGGAUCAGAAGCAAAACAAGUAAAAGGAUACGCUUGGGUGAAAGGUACUCUGGGCUACGAGACGAUUUGCUUAUUAAGCUGGGUAAAGUGCCGGGCGAAUUCAUGUGAGCACAAUCUCUGCCUUGCGCAAUGUUCACCAGCUUGAACUGAACUACCAGUGAAAAGUGUUCUGUCGACGAAUACGCAAUGAUUCAAGGGUAUCUCAACACGAUUCCGACCUCUGGAAGUCACAGUACUCUGGUGGUGGAUCUUAAGAAUGCAUUUGUGGGACUAAAGGGUAUCAGCGAUACUCAACUGGACGCGAUUAUUCAGACUGGAAAGUUCUAUCCAUAUUUGAACAUUACAGGUUGCCCUGAUAUUGAUAGGUAGGUUUUCCACGAUGAACAAUCACAAAAAGCUCAUUAAUAUAAAUAGUGUGAAUGUCCAAUCAAGAAAACGAAAAACCUCCGAAGGCCACGCUCCUGCUAAGAAGAGACAAUGCGGCGAGAACAACUAUGAGCGAGGCUCCAACGCAGAAUCUCCUAGUCGAGAAACAAGCUACCAGGAUAACGCGAACAGUGGCAGGAUGGUUGUGUUGGUCAGCGCAGUCGGUCUUUGCAAUCCCCCAUCAACACAGAAAGUAAUGGCGGUCAUCAUUGUGAUCAAACUUAUAUUCCCCAACGACAUGGCAAAAAUCCUGAGACCUCUACGUCAAAUCUCAACUAUGAAGUCGAAGCAUUAGACGUCGCCAUUGAUCCCGUCUAUUGGUGCUAUGAUCCAGCUUCUACAUUCGCACCGCUAGCCAUGCAGCAAUGGCCAUACGAUAUUGAAAAUCUAACAUCACUUUUACCAGCUUCUAACGAGCGAAACCUGUUCGCCUUCGAAGUUGAGCCUGACAACCAGCAAUAAAUAACACCCUUUGAGUUUUGAUAAAAAUCCCACCACGAUUACGAUGGAGUGAAUGCGAACACAGUCCCAGGUCUUUGUCGCGUUGCAGUUUGAUGCCUAGAAUAACAGAGCAUCACAAUAAAAUUG
Molecule: messenger RNA, 1208 nt
Organism: Sclerotinia trifoliorum
Lineage: Eukaryota; Fungi; Ascomycota; Leotiomycetes; Helotiales; Sclerotiniaceae
Source: the annotation of a GenBank genome assembly